CGACCUCCAGGACCAGCUUCCGCUCCUCCCGGAAGUGACAUUGAAGCCGGGCGGCUCAGUGCGGUAGCCGCCGCCACCAUGGGCCGCGAGUUUGGGAAGCUGGCGCAUAUUCGGCACGUGAUCUCCUACAGCCUGUCGCCCUUUGAGCAGCGCGCCUUCCCAAACUACUUCAGCAAAGGCAUCCCCAACGUGCUGCGCCGCACUCGCGAGUGCAUCCUGCGCGUGGCUCCGCCAUUCGUAGCAUUUUAUCUGAUCUACACAUGGGGGAACCAGGAGUUUGAACGGUCCAAAAGGAAGAAUCCAGCCAUGUACGAAAAUGACAAGUGAGCCGCGACGCAUCUGGAUGCCAGUUCCCUGCCUUUGAAAGACCCUUCUCUGGGAGAGGAAUCUACAUUGUAGUGUCUUGAAGACACAAUAAACUACUUCUGGGCUU
Peromyscus maniculatus bairdii (prairie deer mouse) is the source of this 433-nucleotide messenger RNA. It is a transcript of the gene Uqcrq, whose product is annotated as ubiquinol-cytochrome c reductase complex III subunit VII. The record is from RefSeq and is a predicted model, not a curated record. Gene Ontology annotation, cellular component: respiratory chain complex III. Gene Ontology annotation, biological process: mitochondrial electron transport, ubiquinol to cytochrome c. NCBI's taxonomy places the organism in Eukaryota, Metazoa, Chordata, Mammalia, Rodentia, Cricetidae.